Messenger RNA from Aspergillus affinis, 1965 nucleotides. RefSeq lists its product as uncharacterized. Lineage: Eukaryota; Fungi; Ascomycota; Eurotiomycetes; Eurotiales; Aspergillaceae. The transcript is spliced from 7 exons. The record is from RefSeq and is a predicted model, not a curated record. Gene Ontology annotation, cellular component: membrane. Gene Ontology annotation, biological process: proton transmembrane transport. The coding region runs from base 1 to 1965 and encodes 654 amino acids. Gene Ontology annotation, molecular function: antiporter activity.
AUGCAUCAUCUGUCUACGGAGAAUAUCAUUCUAAAACUACGCUGCCAAGGCCUUGAAGAGGCUCUUCUUCAAGAGAAAAAGAAGCGCCAGCGAGGCAAACCUUUUUUAUUUGAAUUACGGGCCCCUGAGGACGGCUAUGCGGUGUUUUAUUCUCCUCGCAAAAUUCAGCAAGCCCGUGAUCUUCAAGCAGAAAAAGAUGAAGCUAUACAGCUCGCUAAAGCUUCAAAAGAAGAGGAAAGGCUUCGUGAGCAGCGAGGGAAAGAGGAAAAAAAGCUUUUAGUCGAAGAACGCAAGCGAAUUCGCCCUUCCAAUCGAGAAAUGAGGCUCCGUGAGGCAGAAGAAAAGAAGCGGAAAAAGCAGGAUAAUCAGCUCGCUAAGCAAGCUGAUAUACAGAUUCAAAAUGACUUCAAUAUCGCUCAGAAAGCUAAGAAUAAGGCUCCGGCGACUCCAAAGCCAAAGGAAUCGGACAGUAGGGCUGCUGUAGAGCCUGAGGUCGUUGAUGAGGUCCCUCCAACGCUUAAUCGCAGAGUUGUCGAAAUUCUCAUAAUCAUUUCUUUCUUCUUCUUCCUCUCCCUAGCAGAAUGGGUGUCAGCCAAGAUCAUCAGAGCCGGUAUCAUCGGUCCGAUUAUCAUUGGAAUGGUGUAUGGAACGCCGCUUGCGGAUAUUUUGGACACGGAAUGGCAGCAUACCUUUCUGGCGGUCGGAUAUGUCGGUCUGAUCUUGAUUAUAUUUGAAGGUGGGCUGAGCGCUCGGCUUGAUCUUCUCAAGCAGAACUUUUCCCCAAGCAUGUUGGGCGCCGCGACGGGGGUGUGCUUCCCCAUCGGCCUGUCAUACCUCUUGCUGUACUUGGGCUACGGCUAUGGAGCCGUUGAAACAUUUAUCAUCGGAUCAAGUCUAUCCGCUACUUCGUUGGGGACUACUUUUGCCGUUAUCGCUUCUGCUUCGAAAUCCGUCGACUUAUCCCAGACCCGGGUGGGUUCAAUACUGGUCAGCGCCGCCGUCAUCGAUGAUGUGGUAGGGCUAGUCCUGUCAAGUAUCAUUGGCGACCUUGGAAAGCUGUCUGGGGGCGACAACGUUAACUUAGGUUGGCUCAUCGGCCGCCCCAUCGUCGCGUCCUUCGCCAUGGCAAUCGGGACUCCGGUGCUCACCAAAUGGGUAUUCGCUCCGCUCUUCCGUCGAUACAUCGAAUACCACUUUGCCCGCUUGGACCAUCUCUCGAACAUCGUCUUAAUGGUUCUCGUGCUGUCCGCCUUCAUCAGUAUCGCCGCUUAUGCCGGCACUUCGGUCCUCUUCGGCGCAUUCCUGGCCGGCGUGUUUUUGACGUACAUUCCGAGCAAGCACCCCGAGGGCCCGUUUGUCGUCUUGAGUCGCGAGGAGGGAGAACGAGAGGACGACAAGAGCCCCACGUUCGUCCACACCUUUGAGCGAUAUCUCCUUGAUGUGCAAAAGUAUUUGAUGGAGCCGUUGUUCUUUGCGAGUGUCGGAUUCGCCAUUCCGUUUGUGCAGCUCUGGACGGGGAAACGAAUCUGGAGAGGAAUUCUCUAUACUCUCUUGAUGGCUUUCGCGAAGUUUGUCGUGGGGAUAUGGGUUCCGCUUUGGGGCUCCAUGAAACGUAAAACCCCCGAAGAAAAUGAACAUUUGCAUCGAAUCAGGGAGACAAGCGCGGAUUCGGAUGCCAAACCCAGUGCGACCUGGCAGGCGGCCUUGCUCCUUGGAUCUGCCAUGGUUGCCCGUGGUGAGAUCGGUUUGCUGAUCAUCGAAAUCGGUUACAAUGAGUCGGGCUACGUCAGCAAGGAAGGCUUCAUCACAGGGGUGUGGGCAAUCCUACUCAAUACGAUCAUUGGACCGGUCGUGGUGGGGAUCCUGGUGAAGCUGUACGGGAAACAGAUCGGAGAGGGUGUAUGGGGUAUACAGCCGACGGAUAUUAACCGCAGCCAACGAACGGAGGCACAGUCGCACGCAUGA